AUGUCUGGUCGAAUCGUUCUCCCCGACUUGUCCUCCAAGCUCAUCGACGAUGAUCGCAUCCAACUGCUCGAACCGCUAGGCGCAGGCGCUUACGGUGCUGUAUAUUCUGGCCUUAACUGUUUGGAAGACGCGACUUCGCCGUCCUACUUCGCCGUCAAGAUCAUGCCGCGGGAGGACAAGACUUCUCAUGGCGGUGCUCUCCAAUCCCGAGAGAUCAAUUAUCACGGCUACGUAUCCGGCCACCCAAACAUCUUGAAGCUGUAUCGAGUUGCGCACGACUCCGAGUACACGUACAUCAUCAUGGACUAUUGCCCUGGCGGCGACAUGUACCGCAUCGUGUCAUUGAAACACACGUUUGCUCGAAAUGAUGUCUUGAUAAAGAGUCUUUUCCUCCAGCUGGUCGACGCCGUGGACGCUUGCCACCAGAAUGGCAUUUUUCACCGCGAUCUCAAGCCUGAGAACGUUCUUGUCAGCGAUGAUAGCACUCGCCUCUUCCUCGCCGAUUUUGGGCUUGCGACGAAGUCGGAGCGCAGUACGAGCUUUGGAGUUGGUAGUUCAACCUACAUGAGCCCAGAGUGUAUCAAUUAUUAUGGAGACAAUCCAUUCUACGAGCCUCGUAUAAACGACAUAUGGGCGUUAGGCGUGAUUCUGAUCAAUAUGAUCACCGGCCGAUCUCCCUGGAAGCAAGCGAUGCCAAGCGACGAGUGCUUCUAUAGAUUCAUGCAAGACUCAUCUGUUCUCCGCCGGAUGUUGCCCCUCUCGCAGGCCGUGGACGACGUUCUCCAACGCAUCUUCCUCCCCCUUCCCGAGGACCGCAUCGAUCUGUUCACGCUACGUCAGCUUAUCCUCGAGGUGGACACAUUCUACAUGAGCGAAGAAGAACUCAUCAUUGCCACGCCACCCGCGAGACACGCUUGGGAAACAUACCAAUCCUACAGCACAGACUUGGAUCCCUUCGCUUGUGAUUCGACCAGCUCCAUCAUGCAAACAGCAUCUGAGGGCCUUUCCAGCUCUAGCUCGGAGGAAGCUGCGCCCGACGAGUCUCAGCAUGAGAUGUGCUCCGACCCAUUGUGCAGAUUGGAACAGAAGUACGUCAGUGCCCGGGUGUUCAAGCGCGUCUUAGAGGCGUCGGACUUUCGAGGAAUCUUCACUCUGGGCUCUGCCGAAGAAGAUUCGUUUUCGGACUCCAAUCGCAGCCAAUCCCCGGCGGAUGAGCUUUACCCACAUGUUCCCUCAAUGCCUUCAUCAUCCUCGUUCUACAGCGUGGAAUCGAGUUCAGCGGAAGAAAGCGAUGGUCCACGGACACCAGAGACACACGCCCAGAAUCCUGCGAUCGCGGUCCCGGACCUCAAUGAGAGCAUGGGGAUAGAGAGGGUUCCAAAGCGGGUAGAAUCAGUCGCUGCAAAGCCAAAUUCACGCACGAGAUGGUUGAAGAGACGUUUGGGGAUUAUCCAGAGUACAACGGUCUGGUAA
Molecule: messenger RNA, 1473 nt
Organism: Fibroporia radiculosa
Lineage: Eukaryota; Fungi; Basidiomycota; Agaricomycetes; Polyporales; Fibroporiaceae
Exons: 2
Coding region: 1-1473 (490 amino acids)
Biological process (GO): protein phosphorylation; intracellular signal transduction
Molecular function (GO): ATP binding; protein serine/threonine kinase activity
Source: RefSeq, a predicted model, not a curated record